GUAUUAAAAGAGGAAAAGACGAAGUUAGAGUGAGAGGAGAAAGAAACCGAACCACCACCUGUUUCCGUCGUCGUUAAACCCUAACCACAAUUCUAAAACCAGCAAACAGUAUUCAUGAAUUAUUAUUAACCAUGACAUUCUCUUCCAUUUUUAUUCAAGAUUAUUUGAAGCUGAAGCUCAGAGCCAUGUCUCUGGCUCAUCUCGCACACCCACCUAAAUCUUUGUCAUCUAUAGCAACUACAUACCGCAGGCUCCACAGUUUGUACCCUCAAACCCAUGGCAACACACUUCUAAGGGGGUUUGCUUUUACUUGCUCUGCUUCCUUUUCUCCAUCUUCUUCUUCUUCUUCCGUUGUUCAGAGGCGCAAUAGAAAUAAUUCUUCCAAGUUUUCUUCGCCGCAUUUUUAUCAGCAGAAUUUGGGGUAUUAUGCUUACAACGAUUAUGUAUCCGACGAUGAAUCUGAUACUGAGUCCCACUCUUCUUCUAAGCAAUUGGGUUCUUCAACCCUUGAUAAUGUUGAAGACUGGAGGUCAAAGUUGACCACACUUGUGCGCUGCAAAAAUGAGGAAGAAAUUGUAUCGAGGGAGAAAAAAGACCGACGUGAUUUUGAGCAGCUUUCAGCACUUGCUGCAAGAAUGGGAUUGCACAGUCGUCAGUAUGAUAAAGUAGUUGUGUUCAGUAAAGCCCCUCUCCCAAAUUAUAGAUCAGAUUUGGAUACCAAGCGUCCUCAGAGGGAGGUGGUGUUACCAUUCGGGUUGCAUAGGAUGGUAAAUUCUCAUCUCAUAGCGCAUCUUUCUAGGAAGGCUGUGAACAAGGAAGAUUUUGUGAAUGGUUCGUUCCCAAAGUCCAAUACGGGUCAGAGUCCAUUAAAUGGUGAAGGAUUUGAUGAGCAAGAGGAGCCCUCAACCCAAAGUGUCAUAGCUGAGAGAAUUAUUAAGCGGAGGAGCUUGCAUAUGCGCAAUAAACAACAAGAUUGGAAAGAAUCUCCAGAAGGCCAGAAGAUGCUAGAAUUUCGAAAAAGUCUUCCCUCAUAUAAAGAGAGAGACGCAUUAUUGCAUGCCGUUUCCCAAAAUCAGGUGGUGGUUGUCUCUGGUGAAACUGGUUGUGGAAAAACUACACAACUGCCACAAUAUAUCUUAGAGUCAGAAAUUGAAGCCGCACAAGGAGCUGAAUGUAGUAUUAUCUGUACCCAACCGAGACGAAUAUCUGCUAUAUCAGUUGCUGAGAGAGUUGCUGCUGAGCGUGGUGAAAAAAUAGGAGAAUCAGUCGGUUAUAAAGUUCGCCUUGAGGGAAUGAGAGGGAGAGAUACUCGUCUCCUUUUUUGUACUACUGGUAUCCUUUUAAGGAGAUUAUUGGUUGACAGAGAAUUAAAAGGCACAACUCAUGUUAUUGUAGAUGAGAUUCACGAGCGUGGAAUGAAUGAAGACUUUCUUCUGAUUGUACUGAAGGAUCUUCUUCGUCGCCGACCAGAACUGAGAUUGAUUUUGAUGAGUGCAACUUUAAAUGCCGACCUUUUUUCUUCCUAUUUUGGUGGUGCUCCAACAAUCCACAUUCCUGGUUUUACAUACCCUGUCCGGAGUCACUAUCUAGAAAAUAUAUUGGAAAUAACUGGGUAUAGGUUGACACCAUAUAAUCAAAUUGAUAAUUAUGGGCAAGACAAGCAGUGGAAAAUGCAGAAGCAGGGUCUCAAAAGAAGGAAGACUCAGAUAGCUUCAGCUGUUGAGGAAGCUCUUAUGGCUGCUGAUUUUAGGGAGUAUAAUCCUAGAGCUAGGGAGUCACUUUCGUGUUGGAAUCCAGACUCAAUUGGGUUUAAUCUUAUUGAGCAUGUCCUCUGUCAUAUUUAUCACAAAGAAAGGCCGGGCGCUGUGUUAGUAUUUAUGACUGGUUGGGAUGACAUCAAUUCUUUGAAAGAUCAACUUCAAGCUCAUCCACUAUUGGGUGAUCCAACCAGAGUUCUUUUGCUUGCAUGCCAUGGUUCCAUGCCCAGUGCAGAGCAGAAACUUAUUUUUGAUAAACCAGAAGAUGGAGUGCGGAAGAUUGUUCUGGCAACAAAUAUGGCUGAAACAAGUAUCACCAUAAAUGAUGUAGUUUUUGUGGUUGAUUGUGGGAAAGCAAAAGAGACUUCUUAUGAUGCUCUAAAUAACACUCCUUGUUUGCUUCCUUCCUGGAUCUCCAAGGCUUCGGCUCGCCAAAGGAAAGGCAGAGCAGGCCGUGUUCAAUCAGGCGAAUGUUAUCAUCUCUACCCGAGGUGUGUGCAUGAUGCCUUUGCAGAUUAUCAAUUGCCGGAGCUUUUGAGAACACCUUUACAGUCUUUAUGUUUGCAAAUCAAGAGUCUACAACUUGGGAGCAUUUCAGACUUCUUGUCGAAAGCACUACAACCACCCGAACCUCUAUCUGUUCAAAAUGCGAUCGAGUAUUUAAAGAUGAUUGGGGCUUUAGAUGAGAGUGAAAAUCUUACAGUGCUGGGGCGCAACUUAUCCACGCUUCCAGUUGAGCCAAAGCUUGGUAAAAUGCUUAUAUAUGGUGCUAUGUUUAACUGCUUAGAUCCGAUGUUGACUAUUGUUGCUGGCCUAAGUGUCAGAGAUCCAUUCUUGAUGCCAUUUGAUAAGAAGGAUCUAGCUGAGUCUGCAAAGGCCCAAUUUUCAGGACGUGAGUUCAGCGACCAUGUUGCUCUUUAUCGGGCUUUUGAGGGCUGGAGAGAAGCUGAAAGGAAGCAGUCUGGUUAUGAAUACUGUUGGAGAAAUUUCCUUUCUACACAAACUCUGAGAGCCAUUGAUUCCUUAAAGAAGCAGUUCCUUUAUCUGCUCAAAGACAUUGGUUUGGUUGAAACUGUUGAUAAUUGCAACAAAUGGAGUCAUGAUGAACAUCUCAUCCGUGCUCUUAUAUGCGCUGGUCUCUUCCCUGGGAUAUGCUCUGUUGUGAACAAGGAGAGGUCAAUAUCAUUAAAAACCAUGGAGGACGGACCAGUGCUUUUGCAUUCGAAUUCUGUGAAUGCUCAGGAAGCCAAGAUUCGAUUUCCUUGGCUUGUUUUCAAUGAAAAAGUGAAAGUCAAUUCAGUAUUUCUCCGCGAUUCAACUGGUGUAUCUGAUUCCGUGGUACUUUUAUUUGGAGGACAUAUUUCUAGAGGCGGAAUCGAUGGCCACAUGAAAAUGUUGGGGGGAUAUUUGGAAUUUUUUAUGAAGCCCGAGUUGGCUGCUACAUACCUGAGUUUAAAGAGUGAGCUUGAUGAACUCCUUCAGAAGAAGCUUUUAAAUCCAAAGAUGAACAUAGAGGAAUGUCAUGAUGAACUUCUAACAGCAGUGAGAUUGUUGGUAUCAGAGGACCAAUGCGAAGGCAGAUUUGUGUACGGGCGUCAGAUUCCAACACCUUCUAGAAAACCCGAAAAAGAUAUUCAAUCAGGUAUACGAAAAGGCAGCAAUGACAAUGCAAAAUCUCUUCUACAGACCUUACUUGGAAGGGCAGGUCACGAACCACCUUCAUACAAGACAAAACCACUAAAAAACAACAAGUUCAGAUCAACGGUUACAUUCAACGGUCUAGAUUUUGCUGGAGGACCUUGGGGAAGUAAGAAAGAUGCUGAAAAGGAUGCAGCUGCAGAGGCUCUCAGGUGGUUGACUGGUGAUAACCAGUCAUCCGAAGAAACUGUCGACUACAUGUCUACCCUUCUCAAGAAAAGCAAGAAAAAACAGUCUAAUUCUCCUGCUAGGUGGAGGUAAUACUUUCUAUUACUUAAUUUGUUGGUAAAUGAUUGAAAAAGUCAACCCGAAAAGAUAAAUGGUUCGAGGCAACAGAACGAUAUUUUUUGGGGGCAGAAGCUUUGUGAAGCUUUGUUCGGUAAUAUGGUAUAACUAUAGCAGAGGCUCGCUCAUCAUCAUCUGUAUAUAUAUUAUCUGCUAAUUGGUGUUAAGAGUUAUGUAAAAGUUUUGAUUUGGAAUGUCGUAAGCAGAUUCGUCCUGAUUUGAAUUUGCUGUAAAUUGAAACAGCAUCUGUAUGAUCUUUAAAUACAUUAAGCCUAGUAAAAGCAUUUUUUCGACCUUUUGUAAGGUGGAUUUAGGCCGAUACAAUUUUUUUCUCUGUAGGAAAACGAGUAAAGUGAAAUAUUGCAAAACUGAUGAUAUUUUUUGUCGAUUUAUCAGUAUGCACCUUCAAAGCAGCUGCAGUUAUGCUGUUAUACUGAAA
Erythranthe guttata (spotted monkey flower) is the source of this 4179-nucleotide messenger RNA. RefSeq names its product DEA(D/H)-box RNA helicase family protein. The record is from RefSeq and is a predicted model, not a curated record. Gene Ontology annotation, molecular function: RNA binding; ATP binding; helicase activity. Lineage: Eukaryota; Viridiplantae; Streptophyta; Magnoliopsida; Lamiales; Phrymaceae. Gene Ontology annotation, cellular component: intracellular anatomical structure; nucleus.